UGACAUCGAUGAAGCGCUAUCAGCUGAGCUGACGGAAGAUAACGAAGUCGAAGGUCGCUAACAAUAAUACUACUUUUAAAACUCGUUUCGCUAUUGUACACGCCUCCCCAAAUGUUUAACCAACUUCGUCAAGUUGCAAGAGCAUUAAAAUCCAUUCCAAGUCAGAGUGCGACCAACUUUCAGCUCUGGAACCAGCCCACUACUUUUUGUCGCAGAUCUCUGUCCAACAUGCGGUUCGUCCAGUUCGAGGAGUCGGGCAAGUGCCGGGUGGGCGUGGAGGUAGAAGCUGGUGGUGAUUUUGUUGAUCUCUGCGGCUCGGAUCAGACGAUACCAGAUACAACCUUGAAACUGAUCGAAGGCGGGCCGAGCCUCAUACAACAGGCACAAAAGGUCGUUGAAUCUCCAGAUAGGCGUAUUUUGAAGAGGACCGAUGUGAAACUCUUAUCCCCAAUCACAGGUCCUCAGAAAGUGAUAUGUAUCGGUAUGAACUACAGAGAUCACUGCACAGAACAGAACUACCCAAUACCUACAGAACCGGUCAUUUUCAGCAAGUUUUCCAGUGCCAUCAUAGGUCCCAAUGACGACGUUGUGUACCCUGAGCUCACCGAUGCAUUAGAUUGGGAAGUGGAGCUGACGAUUGUCAUCGGAAAGGGUGGCAAGAAUAUCAAGGAGAGAGAUGCAAUGGACCAUGUAUUUGGAUACACCGUGGCACAUGACGUAAGCGCAAGAGAUUGGCAGAUGCAGAAGAAUGGCAAGCAAUGGCUUCUGGGUAAAACCAUGGACGACUUCUGCCCUCUAGGUCCUGCUAUCGUUACAACGAAUGCAAUAUCAGAUCCCCAUAAGUUAGGAAUCCGGUGUCGAGUUAAUGGGGAGACGGUGCAGGAGAGUAAUACAGAGCAGAUGAUCUUCAAAACAGCUUCCCUUAUUCAGUUCAUUUCACAGUUUAUCACGUUGGUUCCCGGUGAUAUUAUCUUGACUGGCACACCCCCAGGAGUGGGUGUCUUCAGGAAACCAGAACCCGUCUACCUCAAGCGUGGCGAUGUCGUGGAAUGUGAAAUUGAUGAGAUCGGGACGAUCAGGAAUCGCAUCGUGUGAGACCCCCAGUUUCAAGAUUGGACCUGCUCCGUAUGCACAGCACUUCGUCCCUCGUUAAUCAUUGACAUUGCAAUAUUUGUAAGACAACAUUUGUACUAUUAAAUUGAUCAUGUGAUCUAAAGGAAGUUUCAACAGUUUUUCUUUUGGCGGGGUCAUUCUGGAACAUCCUGAUGAUUUAGAGGAGCAGCGAGGUUGCCAACAGUUUUUCUUGUGUGCCUUUAUUUUCUAAAAUAAUAAAACAUUUAAGAAUGAGAAAAAUCUUUGCCCAUUAAAAUGCCUGCCUAUCUACAUUUAUCCUUUUUCAUCUUCAAUACUAUUGCUGAAAAUGAUUCAAAAUCAAAUUGCGCUGGUCACAUGGAAGUUGUGAGUAAAAUUUUGCAUAACUUUGAGAAAAGUUUUACAAGAGAACCCACUCAAAGCAGGUAACGAGGAGAGCGCAGGUGUUGAUGCCCCUAGCCUUGAUACCAGGAGCUAAGCUUUAUUUUGACCAUAUUUUAUCCAGGUCAUGUCUCGUGCUUGAACUUUGCUUUCAUUACAAGGAAAAACUAACAAUUCAGUCUGAAAUGUGAUUACAAUUCCAUUUAAUUGAAUUAAUGUGACAUUGCAAUAUUGAAGUAGUGCAUGCACUUUACAACCAAACACUUGGGAGUUUGAUAAACAUUAUAACUACAAUGUUACUUGCAAAUACAUAUUAAGUAUUCUGGAUAGCAGAACAGUGAAUGAACAGAAUAACACAUGAUUUUAAAUUUAUAUUUCAUAUUAACUGUCUAAGAUAUGACACUUGGUGUAUUUUGAAAAGAUCUGUCUAUCGAUAUCUAUCCAAACUUUGUGCAUACCCUGUAAACAAAGGUGUUCUUAAAAACCUGAAAGCUUGCUAGAGGCUUGUCAGACAAAGCAACAAGUAAUUUAAAUAUAAACCAAAAACCUAAGUUUUGCAAUUCUUUUAUUCCACAUUCUUAUAUCCAUAUGUAACAUUCAAGAGUGUGAAUGAACUAGUAAACUAGUUGCUGUUUCAUGAAGCUAAUCGCGAAGUCAUGCACAACUUUAUGCAUGACAUAGGUAUAUAUCAUUAAGCGCAAGAAUACGUUGCCUGUCAUGUGCAAAGCACUGGUUUAAUUUCAACCAGCAUACGUAUUGUUCAGGUGGAUGAACCAUUGCGUCAUCGCCCAAAUAUCUUGAAUAUCAAGAUGUUGUGUAUUUACAUUAUGGUGUAAAGUUUUGCUUAACUUACAAACAACUUCAUGAAACACUCCCAGGUCUAUUGUAUUAUUUUUAGAUCUUAGAUUGAACAACAACAUUGACUUAAGUAAUGAUGUGUAUGUGUGCUUGAUCCUUGAUUGAAUUUCUAAAGCAUGCAUGUGCUAAACUAAACAUGAUGUUUGACACAUGAUCCUUUCUCAGAAAAUAUGAUGCUAGAAAUAAAUUACAAAAAUAUGCAUGCAUAAUUUUAUACAUCAAUACAUAAACUAAGCACACAUCUGUAAUAAACCUGUAAUUAACUCUAUCAUCUUAAUUAUAUAUAUACAGUGUAUGCAAAAAGAAACCUUGCAAAUUUCCAAGAAAAAAAAGGCAAAACAAUUAAUCGUGGUAUAUGAUCAAUGCUUUCGUCUGUGUGCAACUUGUGAAACAAACCCUUGUUUAUUGGAAAGCAGUGACCAAUACGGCCCUAAGUUUUUUUUUCUUUUAAUGACUUGGACCAAUAAGUGAAAAUAAAUUUCACUCCCAUUCUCAACGGAAAAGACCUAUUUUCUUAAGUAUAUAUAAAUAUUAAAUUUAAAUUUGAUUGCAUUUUUGACCUGGUGGUGUAACUUUCCUUCUUACAUGUAUAAACAGUAAUCUUCCUUUCGAAAAUAAUGAUAAUAAACUGAUACUUAUGAAGCACAUCAUCAGUUAAAACUUCGUAGAUGUGCUUUACAGACAGCUUUCCAAUUUUACGGCACUACAACAAAAAAGAAAUAUUUAGAUUUCUCUUAAUUGAAUGUAAUGAUGCAGUUGCACUGGAACGUAGACGUGCUGACACCUUUAUUCCACAUCUUGCAGCCAUAAAAAUCAAUGCUAUCCUUCACUCUUGCAACAUGUAAGAUUAAAGUGUCUUUAGUCAAGUAAAUUAAAGUCUGUAUUGUGGCUGGUGUGGUUGGUUCAGUGAAUUAAGGUAUUCGGUUGUCAGUUGCUGUAUACACUCCCAAACAAAUCAAUGCAACGUCGUAAGAUAUUCCUUUUGUCAACAAAAGCAACUCCUCCAACACUGGAGUUCCCCUAUCUUGUUUAGCAUUUAAAUAUUGAUGUCUUGAAUCCAUUUCAAAGCUUGUUUUCCUUUUGAAGGAAAUGCUUGAUAAUGUAAUUUAAGAUAUUUAGAGCGUGCAAUGAAAUUGCCUUUAUGUGUAAAUGGCAAACCAACAGUCCCAAGUACAAGGACAUAAAGUAUAUUUUGAAAUUAUGUGAAUAAAAUGUGAUCCAGAACAGUGGAAAUAUUUCUUGCCAAAUUUCUUUGUAAUAAAAUUGGUUGAAAAUGC
Messenger RNA from Lytechinus variegatus (green sea urchin), 3608 nucleotides. Its product is annotated as fumarylacetoacetate hydrolase domain-containing protein 2-like. The transcript has 6 exons. Gene Ontology annotation, molecular function: hydro-lyase activity. The record is from RefSeq and is a predicted model, not a curated record. NCBI's taxonomy places the organism in Eukaryota, Metazoa, Echinodermata, Echinoidea, Temnopleuroida, Toxopneustidae. Bases 112 to 1095 code for a protein of 327 amino acids.